CGCUGUACAAUAUGUACAAUAACAAUUAAUAUAUUUAUUCAAUUCUAGCUACCAGGCAUUUAACUUGCUGCACUACAAACCCACAAAACCUCACAGAAACUCUAAACAUGUAGCUGCUGCAUUCAAAUGCACAGCCUCAACAUUAUGUGUCUAUUGCAGGCUACAGUGAGGAAGGAGGAGAUUAAGUGAACCAUGUAAUAAAAAGGAAAUGUUACUGUCUAGUAACCCAGAGUGACAAAUGGACACAUAACUUUGACAGAUCAAUGAAAAUAAAUGUACGAUUGGUUGGUAUGAGUUACUAGAGCUGGGCAAACGCAUACUUUUAUUAUAUUACCCUAGAUACUUUAUCUUUAUGAUAGUCGUGCCCAGCAGGAGGAGAGGGAACAAAUUUAGAAGGGGGACAGGCACAGGAAACCUGGAGCAAGUGCAUUUGUGUAAUUCCUAUCUCUAUGUUUUAAACAGAAUUGCUAACAUAUUUAUAAUAUAUUAUUUAUGACUUAAAAGAUUGUGGUCAAGUUUGUGACCAUAACACAUAAGGUUUAGAAUUGUAUGAAUCCACUUACCCUAAGAUCCACCUCUUCUUAUAAUAAGCUCAUCAUUAGCGAUGUGUACAUGCAAUAUGUGGGUUUGUGGUUACACACUGCUUCCUGGGCUCAGCAACCACUCAUGUCUUUGCUUGUUGUAUCUAAGGAACCAAACCUGUGUGUUAGUGUUUUUUCAAGUUUCUAGUUCAAAGCCAUUGCAUACUUUCAAUGAAAAUAAGUGGGGCUUGAUGUUCUAUUUGCAAUAUCUAUAAUAAUUAUAUGACUAAUGCCAGCAGUAUCUGGGUAUACAUUAACCAGGUGCACAAAUUAAUCAGAGAUCCUUAACCUAUUGGAAGGAACCCAAAUUUGGGUCCCUGUUCUGCUUAUGGUGGGUCUCCAGUGUUACAAUGUUUUGCUACAAUAGUCAGUAUAAAUAAAUAAGGUGCAUCAAUUAGUUUAUUCAAUCUCCCAGUAUUUUGAAAACAUAAUGUAUCCUUCCUCAGAGAAAAUCUGGUCUGUGAGUACAUAAGGAAGGUCACAUUAUAUAACCAAUUUUAUCCAUUCAUUCUAUAGAAUUGUUGCUAACAAGCACCCAGACAUUUGAGUCCCAUAGCCCUUAAGGCUCUACAAAAAGCUUAGCAUUGGAGUAAUGGAUGCUCUUAUCAACGUGAAAUAGUACUCAACUCUCCUCAACAAUUCCUUUCACUCAAGUCUUUUCCCCUUUGUCCCCUUUGUAACAUCUUUAUUCUUUGAGAAACUGAGAAUCUUAGUGAAUCUCCCUCCCCCCCCAGGUCAUCCCUUAUGCAGGAAACUGAAACAUGCUGUAACCUAACAGGAAGUUUCUGUAUUUCACACUGCGUGCUUCUGACUUUCUAGUGUAUUGUCUCUGUCCACCUCCCCUUUCUGCACGGGACCAAGCUCUUCUGAUUUUCUGUCUUUUUUUUAUCUUUGUGAAGAGGAAGGAUGUGGGAGCCAGUCUCCCCAGCUGUUUCAGCUGUGCCUUUAAUGCCUCUGUGUGGUGUCUGUGCUAUGGGCUUGAUUCCUGUAGCCUGGCAGUGAUAGGAUGGGAUGCUGCAGUGUGACAGCACGGGGCACCAACUCUAAACAAGAUGGGCAUGAAGAAGUUGAGUUGCUACAAACAGAAGGGAGCAGGAAACAGUCAGAAGCUGGGUCUUUGGCUCCCAGUGGAGGAACUUAUUUUAUCUCACGCCACCAAGCUACUGGUGCUGAAAAUGAGCUCUCAGUUAAGGCCCUGAUUUCAGACCACUCCCAGGCAGAUGAUAAAAGACUUAUCUCAGAGCCUGUGCUGUUUUGGGGAAAAUCCCAUGCAAAUUUAAAUGGCAUGAUACUUUCGGAACCUAUUCGAGGAUGGGAAGGUCAGGACAUUCAGAAUUAUGGAAAGGUCGUCAGAUCUUCUUUGAUAGUCAUGCAGAUAAGUGGAACACAGGAGAUUUUGGAGUGCUUUUUGGUACUGUUUCCUUUUCAUUUGCUGAUUUUGUCUCUGGAUCAUCAAGAAAGAAGAUUUAUUUAUCAGGGUCUUUUGCCCCUUUCUGGAAUGAGAGUGUAUUGCUUAUGGACAAGUAGAGGACAUACCUUUGAAAUCAGUGGUCCAAUGAUAGAAGCUCGCCAGAUUUCCUGCCUCAGCUCCAAUGAGAGGGAUCUUUGGAUAUCAGCACUACAGCAUCACAUCCUGGGGGCCAACACACACUAUCCUCCUAUUUACCCCUCCAUCAAUAUUUUGUCCUUUCUGUUGCCAUGUGACAGUAUGUGGAAGAAGAGGGAACUUCUAAGAUAUUUGAUAUCUUGUCCUAUUAAAAACUGGGAAGGAAAAGCAAUCCAUCAUCUGGGUAAUGCAAUUUACCUGUCUGCAGUGAGAGUGGCCCACACUAUAGAUGCAGAUUUUGAGGAUCGGCUUCUGGUGCUGUUUUCUGAAGAUCUUGUUUUCCUUUCUAUUGAUGCUGAGAAGACUGCAGUGACCCACCAGGGUACUCUUCCUUUAAAUGCAAUUCAUAUUGAAGAAAGCAACACUUGGGAUGGGAGACUAGAGUUCCAGAUUGCAGGUCAACUCAUGGAACCAAUUUUAGUGUCUUGCUCAACUAUUGGAGACUAUAACCAUCUGGUUUUCUAUCUGCAAAAGCCUGAAGAAUCAAACUGUGCCAUCAGUCUUUCACCUUUGCCCAUUGUACCUGUUAAGUACGGAAGAAGAUAAAAAGAGAUAUUUAUUGAAGGAGAAUGAAAAAGCAAAGAAGGGACUAAACUUGAAAUGGUAUAAAAACAACAAAUUCAAGCUGGACACUUGUGACUCAUAUUGAGCGUGCCAUUCAGCCUACAGCUGUGAGAUUCUUUUGUACCACUGUAAAGGAAAUGUGGGAAGGGCAGGGCUGAAAGAUGGUCAGGACAGGAAAUAAAAUGUUAAGCUAUGUAUAGGACAGUACACUGGAAAGAAAAACUAGAAGUUGAACUUAAAAAAAAAGAAAUGCUUUGCUGAAUGUAUGUUGAUCAGAUACGAGAUCUGUUAAACCGCCUAGAGAUAACACAGCUGCUGUCAAAAGGUAAUAUUUCACCCAACAUGGCUGAAACUCUGAUAGUGAUAAGUGUCUGACUGCCUCUUGUGAUAGAAAAAAGUGUUAACAUUUAAUGGCAGUAGAAGUCAAUGAUGGGAAUUCACAAAAUUGGAUUUAUCUCCUCUUUGACUCAGAGAGACUCACAGAAUUAACCGAUCAGAACUUUGUAGUAGGUCAGAGCUAACUGCUGAUUGGUAACUGGAGGUUACAUCUUCUGAGUUAAAUUACCACAGAACAGGGCUCAUUUAUAAGGCAAGUGCAGUGAGCAAAGUGCAAUUUCAGACAUGAUACAACAUAGGGGUCAUUAUUUUUCUUUCACAAAAUACCAAGUAUUUAUAAUGUGUUUUCUCAGGGCAUGGUGGAUUGAAUAUUACAAUAUACACAAUGUAGAAUAUAUUUUGUAUUUCAUUUAUAUAAUUUAUAAAAAAAAAUUGCCUGUGGUUUUCUGUAUAUGAUGCAAUAAAAAUAUAAUUUACAGCAUUGUCCACUCCAAAUGUAUUUAAUGAUAAGUGUGUGCAUGUUGUAUCUUCUUUGCAAUGCAUAAUAGCCAUAUUGAUUUGUGUAUGCUGUAUGUAAGAAUUUAUGAUAAUGUAAUGUAAUACUGUCAUGAAUAUCUCUAUAGGGUGUUAACAAGUUGCAAACAUGACAGGGUUAUUGGCUAGAAUUUGAUUGCCACAGAAAAUAAACAGUACAGGAAUACUGUUC
Xenopus tropicalis (tropical clawed frog) is the source of this 3793-nucleotide messenger RNA. RefSeq names its product pleckstrin homology domain-containing family N member 1. The record is from RefSeq and is a predicted model, not a curated record. NCBI's taxonomy places the organism in Eukaryota, Metazoa, Chordata, Amphibia, Anura, Pipidae. The transcript is spliced from 12 exons. The coding region runs from base 1588 to 2733 and encodes 381 amino acids.